AUGCGUAAUUCCUCCCGUCGUGGUAGCGGACGAGGGGGAAGAGGCAGAAGAGGCGGCCAAAGGCGGCAGAGUCGUGGUGGUGGUCGGGGCAACUCAUCAUCCAGCCGGCCGCCGACCCCAUCCCAGAAUAUGUCGCAAGGAAAAAGCGAAGAAACACCGCACGAUGUCGAGUCGAUUGUCGUUUCCAACGUCUUCGACGCGAGCUGCGCCCACUUGAGCCGGUGCCGUGAGAAAGGCCGCCUCUUCCUUCUCCCUCUGCCCGCUGCUGCUGCUGCUGCCCAGCGCGACUUUGUCGUGGUGGAGCGCACCAUCAGUGGAAUCGAUGAAGUCAUCUAUAGCCAACACCGUGAUGUGUGGGAGCGUCUGCCGCGAGGCAAUGCGCGCGUGUACGUAAAGUCUGAUUCGCCGAACGGUACUCCCACCUACUCACUCGUGGGUGCUGCCGAUGGGCUGCGCAAGUUUGGGUGCAAAGACAGCACCUACGGUUACCCGGACGCUGUGCAGACCGUUAUUGCCAUGGAGGAGGAGAGUGGCGAGCGUGGGCACCUCUCCGCUUUCGUUCUUCCUCCCGCAAAGCCGGGAGAAACGUCGACGGAGUCUCAAGCGAGUUGUGGCGCCGCUGAUGCGGAGGAUACCUCUCGUCGUUUCUGGGUGAUUGGGAGCAAGGAUGUGCACAUUGUGCUCGACUACGCCGUUUCUGAAGAAUGCCUGCACUACUACAGCAGCCUCGGCCGCCGCUACUCGCAAGCGGUCAAGAUCUCUCGGCUUUGGAAAGCGAUGCUCCCAGCCGGUGGUGCGUCGUCCGGAUGUGGUGGUGGUGGGGGAUCUGCGCCAUCCUCUGCCAAUGCCAAUGCGCAGGCCGUGGCGUCCCGCACUAUAACACCGGCGCAGGCGUGUGCGUUUCAUGAGACCCUCUGCAAGAAGAUGUGGACGAGCUGCUUCGUGGCCAUCUUCUCGGACAGUCAACAUCUCAUGGACUACAGUGGUGGCAACGAGCUGCGGUUCUACGCGGUGACGCUUAACAAACGCGCCUUUGAGGCAGCUCGCACUGGGCGCACCGACCUUUCCGGCAACAAGGCACCAGAGCGUGACGACGGCGAUUGUCAUGAAGAAACGGCGGAUGCGCAAAAUGUGGCGCAGCAGCAUUCGCGACAGGACGGCCUCUGUAUCCCCGCGGCAGAGGCUGAGGCACUUUGCGCAGGCGUUGGACUCGGCUUCUCACGCUACAGCACUCCGGUCGUGUACGGCUCGCCCGAGUACGUGCAGCGCAUUCGCACGAUCAACCGACGCAUCGACUUGGAGGGCUGCGUCAUGUACGGCGCCGACGCAAGCGGAAAGGUGGUGCGGCUGUGGAAGGAAAAGUCAUACCCGUACGCCAUGGAGCGCGCCACGCGGGAGGCAGUCACAAACCACAGGCUCAACGGCAAUGACCUCCAGGUGUGGCUCAAGAAGAAGCUAGGCCAGCAACGGCCGGAGCUGCGAGACCACUUCAAGGAGUGGGAGGCGAACCGCAUGCCCUGGCUCCUGCACUUUGCCGCCUGGCUGCAGAUGACUCAGCGCCUCACGCCAAGCAUGCAGCGCAGCGAACUGUUCCAGCUGCGAAAGAAAUGGCUCUCUCUCCAGAAGGAGUUCCAGACCGCCAUGGACUCCGACCCGAAGCUGUACGAUGCGUGUGUGCAGUACCGACCCGAUCCGGUGCAGUGGGGCAGCGGCACGCAUGAUCUGGAUGUGAUCAAGUUCGUGGGGCCGCAAGGAUCUGGCAAGUCCACCCUGAGCCGUGCCCUCUACGUGCUACUGCAAACGUCCCAGUACCAGCCCCGUUGGGUGAAUCAGGACGAGGCAGGCAAGCGCGACAAGUUCCUCGCCUCGCUGCGGCAGGCCACGCAGGCGGAGUCGACGGUGACGCAUCUCAUAAUCGACAAGAUGAACCUGGACGCCAAGAUGAACGAGGACUACGACAAUCUACCGCUGACCUUGACGGUGACGUGGUUUCACCCCGACGGGGAAAAGGCAUUGUACGAUGUCUGUAUCGCCCGCGUGCUCGGCCGCGGGAACGCGCACCGGUCCAUCCGUAUCGACCCGACUCUGGCGCUGCCGGAGCGCGAGGCGCAGAUGAAGGUUACGCGCUCCUUUGUGCGCAAAGCGGUGCGUGACUGCGAGACGCCAAACGAUCCGCCAGAUUUGGUGCUGGAGCUGGACAUCACCUCGCCACUCAACGAUAUGGUGCGGAUGAUAUGGGAAAAGCUGCAGGCCAACGGUACACACACGUUGCCGCCUGUCACGGACGAGGACGUGAGCGAGGCGAUCAGCUUGGCUCACCAAUACGAAUCGUUCCUGCACAACUUGCCGCGUGCCCCGGCCUACGCCUCCAUCGCCAUCAAGCAGCAGCAGGAUGUAGCGAAGCUACUCAAAUUGGUGCCUCCAGAGUUCACGGCAGGGCAAGUGGUGCAGCGCGAGUUCCACGUCACGACAAAAUACUUCGGCGGUGAGAUGGACCCUGUGGCGUUUGUGGCGCUUGCCAAACUCCUCGGCCAGUCCGUUACGCUCACCUUAGAGUCUGUAGUCGCCGAUGCCGAUGGAGUGACGAUCACCGUGCGCCGCGACGACGCACACUACCCCUGCGCUAACCCCAUACCGCACAUCACCAUCUCGAACCGCGAAGGAGUUCCACCCAAGUACAGUAACGAUCUGAUAUCCCCGACCGCCUACCCGGGCGAUCCUGCGAAGAGGAAGGUGUUGCACCUGCCACCAAACUGCACUGUAAUGGGCAUCUUCGAGUUCCGAUGA
Messenger RNA from Leishmania mexicana MHOM/GT/2001/U1103, 2787 nucleotides. RefSeq lists its product as hypothetical. Lineage: Eukaryota; Euglenozoa; Kinetoplastea; Trypanosomatida; Trypanosomatidae. Gene Ontology annotation, molecular function: ATP binding; RNA ligase (ATP) activity. Gene Ontology annotation, biological process: tRNA splicing, via endonucleolytic cleavage and ligation. Bases 1 to 2787 code for a protein of 928 amino acids. The record is from RefSeq and is a predicted model, not a curated record. The transcript has a single exon. Gene Ontology annotation, cellular component: nuclear inner membrane.